AUGAGUUCUGUCCCGCUCACACCUCCGACCGGCGGCGAAAAGCGAUCCAUCCCUAAAGACUUUACGGGAGAUCGAGCUCAGUCCACUCUCGUACCGUUCGAAAAGGUGGAUGCGCUCCUCACCGCACCCGGCUCGGUCCUCGAGACUGAAGUCAAGUUCCUCCACGGACGACUCACUACCGUCUGGAAGCAGCUGCCCGCCUCGGUCCGAGACCUAUGGAUGUUUGCCGCUACCACUCAUACCGAUCGCACGUUCAUCGUCGCCGAAGGCGAAACCUACACAUACGGUGAUGUUCACAAACGUGUCGUGCUGGCUGCGAGCUGGUUGUCGAGACAGUUCGGCGUAGCAAAGGGCGACAGAGUGGCCGUGGUGGGUAGGAACCACGUGGAGUUCGUGAUCGGCUUCUUUGCGAUUCAUCUGUUGGGUGCAGUGCCCGCUCUGGUGAAUGCAUUCUUGCCGGGCAAAGCGAUGUACGAUUGCAUCAGAGACGUCGGUUGCAAAGCUGCACUGUUGGACGUGGAAAGGUACAGGAGGAUGAGGGAUGCGGAGGAGGAUCUCGUCCAGAAGCUCUUCACAAAGGCGGGCGACGAGUGUGUGGACGACUUUGGUUGCACUCCGGGAGCCCAUGGUGGGUUGAGUGGUGUUGCCGUGUUUCCCAGGGCUUUUGCCGGGGUUGUAAAGGAGAACGAGAGGGAGUGGGCGAACGGCAAAGGCGGCGACAAGGUGUUUGACGCUUCCGAGCUGGAUCGCAAGUACGCCUCCGUAGGAUCGGGCGCAGAUGCGAUUCCCAAGGUUGACAUCCAACCCGAGGACAUGGCUUCCGUCCUGUACACUUCGGGCACCACGGGCAAACCGAAGGGUGUUGCGGCUACGCAGCGACAGUUCCUCUCCGCCGGACCGAAUUCGGCGUUCAGCAUGGCUCGCGCUUACGUCCGUCGUGGACUCGCACCACCCGUGCCGCAGCCAGACGACGAACAACCCUCGAUCAUCUUCCUCAUUCCACUCUUCCACUCCACCGGCAUCCAAUCCGGUCUCUGCCCCUCGGUCAUGAAGGGCAACAAGAUUGCCCUUCUCCCCAAGUACGACGUCGACGCCGCAGCCAAACUCAUUCAGCAGCAUUCGAUCCAAAUCGUCCUCGGUAUCGGAUUCAUGGUGCGCGAGAUCGUUCUGAGCAAACACGAUCUCCCAUCCGUCCAAGGCCUCUCCCACGGCGGAUCAUCCAGCGCCAAAGAGCUUCCCGAAGAAUCACGUCAGAAAGCCCCCUCGAUGCUCAUCGGUCAAGGCUACGGAAGCACCGAAGUCAACGGUGCAGCCGCCGGACUAGCCAGCGACGAUUACGCGGCUCGACCCACCUCUGCCGGUCGACCACCCCCUACCAACGACAUCCGCAUCAUCGACCCGGACACACUCACCGAAGUCGCCAACGGCAAAUCGGGUGAGAUCUGGAUCCGUGGUCCCAACGUCGCGCUCGGCUACUGGGGCAAGAAAUCCGCCACCGAGGAAGCCUUCACCAAGGACGGAUACUUCAGAACCGGUGAUCUCGGUCGCAAAGAAGACGACGGUUUCAUCUACGUCAUGGAUCGUUCCAAACACAUCAUCAUCCGUGGCGGUGAGAACAUCAGCGGUACCGAGGUGGAAACCGCCAUCUAUGCGGAAAGGAGGAUCAUCGAUUGCGCCGCUGUUCCUAUUCCGGACGACAGAUUCGGCGAGACCGUCGGCGUGGUCUGCGUGCCCCGCGUAGAGUAUCAGAAGCAAAACAGACCGACGGAAGAGGACGUACUGGCGGUGGCGAGAAAGUACUUGCCCAAGCACGAGGUUCCUGAUUUCGUCUGGAUCAGGGACGAACCGUUGGAGAGGAAUGCAAAUGGAAAGGUGGACAAGGCCAUCGUCAAGGAUGCUGCUAAGAAGCGCUUCGCAGAGAUGAAGGCUGCCAACACGAAGCCCAAGUUGUAG
Pseudozyma hubeiensis SY62 is the source of this 1953-nucleotide messenger RNA. Its product is annotated as 4-coumarate-CoA ligase 2. The coding region runs from base 1 to 1953 and encodes 650 amino acids. Lineage: Eukaryota; Fungi; Basidiomycota; Ustilaginomycetes; Ustilaginales; Ustilaginaceae. The record is from RefSeq and is a predicted model, not a curated record. The transcript has a single exon.